This is a messenger RNA of Paramecium pentaurelia, 1585 nucleotides long. Lineage: Eukaryota; Ciliophora; Oligohymenophorea; Peniculida; Parameciidae. The record is from the annotation of a GenBank genome assembly.
UCAUGCUUUUUAGAGUUUCAGGAAGAAUUGCAUCAAAGGUAUGAAUUUAUAUAAUUUGACUAGUCCCAAUUCAAAUUCUCAACUUUGAGAGCCUAAUUACAUGAUUUAAUUUACAGAGACGAUAAGUCUUCUGAUCUUUACAAACUUGGUGCAGCUUGUCCCAAAUCUGCAGUAGGACAACCAGGUAGUGAGAUUAGAGAAUAGGAAAGAAGAUAUGAGGUUACAAAACUUUCAAAUGGGAUCACUGUAUUGACAGAGAGUGCUUCAUCUCCUUCUAGAGUAGAUGUUGGAAUUCUUUUGGAUGUUGGAACAAGAGAUGAAACAAAUGAAACAUCAGGAUCCUUAUUGUCUAUCAAGAAUACUUAUUAUAAGACUGUUUUAAAUACAAAUGAGACAAUCAAUUAGUAAAUAAAAAUCUAAUAUUAUUUAGUGGUGUUAUUCAAUAAUCAGGAGGUGAAUUUGAAAUGGAUUAUGAUUAAGAAAGUGCAUACUUCAAAGCUCAUUGUUUGGCUCAUGAUGUAGUAGAUGUAUUCAAAGUCGUAUCUGAUUGUGCAUUAGAGCCAAGAUCAGUAGUAGCUGCAAAUUCUGCUGUUGAAAAAAAUUAUGGAACACAUAAUUUGGAAAAUAUCAUUAAAAGUAAUUUAAUUAAAGAUUUAAUUUAUAGGUGGAGAAGGAUUUAAUGAAACAAUAUUUAAGACUGCUUUUGGUUUGACUGGUUUGGGAAUGCCAUUAAGAGGAUUUAAAACUAAUAUUGGAAAUUUGAGUGCUUAUACAAUUUAGAAAUUUUAAUUGGAAAAUAUCAAUCCAUCUAAAAUUAUUGUUGCUGGUGCUGGAAUCUACAAUCAUACUGAAUUUGUUAGUUUGGUUUAAGAUUCUCUUGGAUUCAUCCCUGCUGGUUAAACUUCUAAAGUUAGAACAUAAACAUAAUAUGUUGGAGGUGAAGUUAGAAAUUUAACUGAUGAUAAUGAAAUUGCUAUUGCUUUAUUAUUCCCAUCAGCUAACUGGACCAAUUCAUAAGCUGCAGUAUUUUAAGUACUCAAUGCUCUUUUGGGAUUAUAAGGAAGUGCUUAAUCAAGAUUAUAAAGAAACAGUAUUUAUACUUUUAACUAUUAUAUAUAGUCUUAAACAAGAAUUCUUAUGCUGAUGUUGUUGAAAGUUUGAACUUCACUUUUUCUGAUGCUGGAUUAUUUGGAGUUAAAAUCAUUGGAUCAGCAGACAAAGGAUCUGAAUUACUUAGUAGUGUUGUAAAUGAAUUGAAAAAUCUUACAGGACCUAUUUCAAAUACUGAAUUAACAAGAGCUAAGAAUAUUUUAAAGACUUAAUUGUAUUUGGCACUUGAAAGAACAUCAGAUAGAUUAGAAGAAGCAGCUAAAAGCGUAUAAUUAAUAAAUAAUAUAUUAUAGUUGAAAGUAUUCAAUGCAAUUAAAAUAAAUGAUUAUGCCACUUAUAUUGACUCAGUUACAUCAGAUUAAAUUAAUAAAGCAGUUGCUGAUUUAUUGAAGAAUAGACCUACUUUAGUUGCUGAAGGAGGAUUAGCCAAUAGAUUACCUACAUUCGAUUAGGUGUUGAAUCAAUUAAAGUGAUU